Molecule: messenger RNA, 1817 nt
Organism: Seriola aureovittata
Lineage: Eukaryota; Metazoa; Chordata; Actinopteri; Carangiformes; Carangidae
Gene: etsrp
Product: ETS1-related protein
Exons: 8
Coding region: 84-1196 (370 amino acids)
Biological process (GO): cell differentiation; regulation of transcription by RNA polymerase II
Cellular component (GO): nucleus
Molecular function (GO): sequence-specific DNA binding; DNA-binding transcription factor activity, RNA polymerase II-specific
Source: RefSeq, a predicted model, not a curated record
ACCGGACACUGGCCACACAGUUGUAUAGUAGCGUGUAAACGUCUGGAAAACAGCGACGAAUAGAGAGAGAAGGGAAGAAAGUGAUGUACUGGGACACUGUCAUCAAACCUGGAGACAGACACACAGACAGCAAAGACUCGGAAGUAAAGAUGGAGAUUUGCCAGACUGGAUAUUACACAGAAGACUUCAGGACACAGGAAGUGCCAGCUGGCUUCGACUUUGCAUCCUAUGACUACCAUGGUGAAGACCUGUCUUUUCUGUUAGACAGUAAAGCACCUGCACAGCAGCAGUAUCCAGCAGAGAGCAGCUACCCAGAGCCACCAAAAGCUUCUCAUCCUUACGACACCAAAGUGAGCACCAGUGACACUGCUCUCUUCAACCUGGACUCAUACCAGGAGUUCAACUGGUGGGCCUCAUAUCCACAUGCAGAUGGACUGACAGUAGAUCAGUCUCAAACUGGAUUCCAGGGGUCUCCACAGACAUACCAGAGCCUGGUGCCCCAGAGUGGACAGUUCAGCCCAGCCAUGGAAGACAGCCACAGCCCCUUUGUAACUGGAAAAGGAUCAACCGCGUUACAAAGUGAGACAGAUCAGAGCUACUAUGACUCUGACGGACAGAGGCACUCGUCGUCCUUCUGGCCUGAUUACUCAUCUCCCAGUUUCACUGCCCCACUACCACACCCGCCUCAGGCCUCCUGCCCUGCCAGCUCCAGCCCUCACUCGUCAGAGCAGUACUGCCCCCGUAUGGCCAAACGCAAAAACACACACCCACAGAGGCCAGACCGGGAGGGCCACAUGACCGGAAUGUCAGCUUAUCCAGGUUCUGGUCCAAUCCAGUUGUGGCAGUUUUUACUGGAGCUACUUUUGGACUCUGCCUGUCGUACCUUCAUCUCCUGGACAGGAGACGGCUGGGAGUUUAAGAUGUCCGACCCCACAGAGGUGGCCAAGCGCUGGGGACAGUGCAAGAACAAACCCAAGAUGAACUAUGAGAAGUUGAGCCGUGGCCUGCGUUACUAUUACCACAAGAACAUUAUCCACAAGACGGCAGGUAAACGCUACGUCUACCGCUUUGUCUGCGACAUCCAGGGCAUGCUGGGAAAGACGGCACAGGAAGUACUGACCAGUCUGAACGUUUUGCCCACAAACACCGAGUCGUGGCAGUGCCCUGGGGUGCCAACGGCGGUGACGUCACAGUAGGAAACGGGUGCCUGGACUGGAAUGGUGCUGCUGGCUGAGAGUGACCAGCAUAUUUUACCAGAGUACUACAUCCUACAAAGGGAACACUGCCUCUUCAAGCCCUGGCUGAACUACAGUAUCCUCGUAGGGUGAUGUUGUCACAGUCAGACCAGGAACCAGUUUGUAGAUGCUGCAUUUCAGGGAAAAAAGAAAUCAUAAAUUCACCAUGCAGUCAGUCUUUAAAGAUAAUGUUACCUUUUCUUAAAUAAUAGAUAACACUAAAUGGAAGUCUUCCAAUACCUGACCCACAAACAUAAAUCUGCUUAACCUCAGGGCUAAACAACUGCAGCACAGGAACUAUCCAAGUAGCAUUUGAAGCACUAUAAACACAUGCUUUUUGCAACAUCUGGGGCCAUAUUUUCAUUUGAUGUGUUUGUAAGGAGCUAAUGAUUUGUAAAUACUGUUUAUAUGAACCCAUAUGUAGAGUUUUGUGCAUUUAUAUAAUUUUUUUUUAAAUACAAAACUCAUGUCUACCUCUGUUGAUAAUCGGAAUAACAAACUGAGAUCAUUUUCUGGCACUCACUGUGAAAGUUUUAGCCUGUGUGAUGAUUGUUUAGUGUAAAUAAACUGUAUAUAAACAUA